GUUUACCGUAACUUGUCAUUGUUACUUUGGGGCUCUCAAAAUGGCACACUUCUACGUUUUUCUCCUUAUAACUGCUUUCUUUGCCAAAGACAGUUAUCAAGCACGUUGUAUUUGCACCACACAAUAUGACCCGGUAUGCGGAACAGAUGGCAAAACUUACUCUAAUCCUUCGUGUAUGAGAUGCACACCAAAUGUCCGGAUUGCUUGUCGAGGAAGAUGUCCCUGUUCACCAUGUAUCUGCACUGCUCAGUAUGAUCCAGUGUGCGGUACGGACGGAAUAACGCACUCUAACAUUUCUUGUAUGCGCUGCUCGCCAGGUGUGAGAGUUGCCUGUAAAGGCGAGUGUCCCUGCCCGCGGCCCUGUAACUGUAAGGAUAAGCCUAAGUCCCCCGUGUGUGGAGUAGACGGCAGGAACUAUGACCAUCCUUGCUGGGCACGGUGUCACAAUAUAGCAGUACAGUGCAAUGGAUACUGUCCCUGCAAAGGAUAUGGAAAAUGAAAUAGUAUCAAAAUCUUAUUUUUGUGUAGAUAAUUAAGUGACAGAAAUAAAUAAUCUGCUCAAGUUA
Molecule: messenger RNA, 566 nt
Organism: Saccostrea cuccullata (small rock oyster)
Lineage: Eukaryota; Metazoa; Mollusca; Bivalvia; Ostreida; Ostreidae
Product: serine protease inhibitor dipetalogastin-like
Exons: 6
Coding region: 41-499 (152 amino acids)
Molecular function (GO): protein binding
Source: RefSeq, a predicted model, not a curated record